UCAUUUCAAUUGAGUUUGGUUUGGUUGGUCGCUGUGUUUCUAUUUAUUUGGGCGUUGGACAAAUUAUUUAUUAUUAAUUGAAUGAAUAAAUUUAAUAAAAUAAACAUUUUCAUAUCAAGUUGUUCUAGCUUAUAAUUAAUACCAAGCGAAUCUUUCCCAUUUGACGAAGUGCAAUGCGAAUUUCCAUUUAAAGUUGGAUUUUUAAAUUGAGAAGUGUGUGAAGCUCCUCGAAUCGCUUGAAUUUUCUACCCCUUGAAUCUCGAACUAUGUCAACAAUCGAUGAACGUAAGGCCUAUCUGAAUAAUCCCUAUUUCACUGGACACAUUUACGGCAACUUCUCACCAUUUUACGUUACCAUCACAAUUUGUACCUUAGUCUUGUUGACGGUUCUUAUUUUGAAUAUUUAUUUGACCUGCUGCUCGAAGUAUAGAAAAUACUGGCAGGACAGGCAUACAGGUAAUCGUUGGCUGGUUUCUAUUUGGUCGGCUACACCACAUAAUCAGCCACCACUUGAUUUCACUGAACUCAAGGACGCCAGUCACUUUGCUAGGACUGAGACUCAGCACAUUUUCAACGAAGAAAUCGAUUCGGCCACAGCUCCAAUCCACCAAGAGCAUCAAUAUCAAUACCAUCACCAACAAGAACGUCCAGCACGUCCAUCCCGCCAACAACGCGAAGAAUACGUUGAAUUACAAAAACGCGAAAGCGAUAUUUAAUUAAAUCCAAAUUACAAUUCAACAAAAAACAAAA
Molecule: messenger RNA, 750 nt
Organism: Eupeodes corollae
Lineage: Eukaryota; Metazoa; Arthropoda; Insecta; Diptera; Syrphidae
Gene: wrm1
Exons: 4
Coding region: 267-716 (149 amino acids)
Source: RefSeq, a predicted model, not a curated record